CCUAGACCUCUCGAUCUUGGAAGCUCACUCAAUCCACUGGCCGUUUCUUCCUCCCGCGCUUCGAGGUAUGAUCUACUGUAUGCUCUCUAGCCUCCAAGAUUGUUGAGCGCGUGCUGAACUUUCAUAGGCGAGAGAAAGCGUGCGAAAGCCAAUUGUCCAGCCGAGCUUGUCCUUCAUCGCUGACCAAGAGAGCAGUCAGGAUGGUUCUCUCCGAUCUUGGGCGGCGCAUCAACAAUGCCUUCUCGGAACUCAAUCGCGUCCCAACGAUCGACGACAAAGCUGUCGAUGCUCUUCUCAAGACUGUCUGCGCAGCUUUGCUCGAGAGCGACGUCAAUGUCCGCUUGGUGUCUAGCUUGCGUGAUCGAGUGCGAGGCAGCGUCAAGGAGCAGCUCAACGCCAAGGACAAAAAUGCUGAGCAGAUGAGUGAAAUGCAGAGGAAGAAUGUAGUGCAAAAGGCUGUCUACGAUCAUCUUGUGCUGCUGGUCGACCCGGGCGUAGAGGCCUUCAAACCCACAAAAGGAAAACCGAACGUCAUCAUGUUCGUCGGUCUUCAAGGCUCAGGAAAGACUACAUCUUGCACAAAAUUGGCGCUGUACUACCAAAAGCGAGGCUUCAAGACUGGUCUUGUCUGCGCUGACACAUUCCGUGCAGGUGCCUUCGACCAGCUCAAGCAGAAUGCUUCAAAAGCGCGCAUUCCCUUUUAUGGCUCGUAUACUGAGACGGACCCAGUGGCCAUCGCUGGCGCUGGCGUCAAAUCCUUCAAAGCGUCCAAGUUCGAGAUCAUCAUCGUUGACACGUCCGGCAGGCACAAGCAGGAGAGUGAACUGUUCAACGAGAUGGUCAUGAUCAGCGAUGCUGUAAAGCCAGACCAGACCAUCAUGGUGCUGGAUGCCAGCAUCGGCCAAGCGGCCGAAGCGCAAAGCAAAGCUUUCAAAGAAGCUGCCGGCUAUGGUGCCAUCUUGGUCACCAAGCUCGACGGCCACGCCAAGGGUGGUGGAGCUAUCUCGGCCGUCGCUGCAACCAAGACACCAAUCAUCUUUAUCGGAACAGGCGAGCAUAUCACCGACCUUGAGCCGUUCCGUGCGCAACCCUUCAUAUCCAAGAUGCUCGGCAUGGGGGACAUGGCUGGUCUCAUGGAUAAGGUGCAGGAGGUGACGAUGCAGAAUCCAGAGAGGCAAAAAGAGAUGAUGAAGAAGAUAGAGGAAGGCGGCACCUUUAGCAUUCGAGAUUGGCGCGAGCAGAUUGGCAACAUCAUGAGCAUGGGUCCACUCUCCAAGCUCGCAGGCAUGAUUCCCGGCAUGGGCCAGAUGAUGGGGCAAGGUGGCGAUGAUGAAGCGGGCAACAAGAUGAAGCGCAUGCUCUACAUCACUGACAGUAUGACGCGUGAAGAGCUUGACUCAGAUGGAUCGCUCUUUACCGCCCCCAUCGAAUCGCCUGGCGCCUCCAAUGCGCAAGUCGCCGAGAAGAUUUCGAAGGAGCUUACUGCGCAGCAGCAGCAGAAUGAUAAGCCUGGCAGGAAGAAGAAGAAGCAGGUGCGCGUGCGCAUGACCGCGCGUGCGCUGCGCGUCGCCAAGGGCUCCGGCACGUCGGUGCGUGAGGUGGAAGAGUUCCUCGUGCAGUAUAAGAUGGUCGCGGGCAUGGUCAAGAAGAUGGGUGGCAAGGCUGGCUGGCUGAAACAGAUGCAAGGACGUGGCGGCGCUGGCGGGCGCACUAGUGGUGCACCGCCCCCGCUACCACCGGGCGUCAGUCGCGAGCAGAUCAUGCAGAUGCAGAACUCUCUGCCUCCUGAGAUAAAGGCCCAGCUCCGCCAGCCUGGCGGGCGGGAGAAACUGAUACAACAAAUCCAAAGCGGAACUAUGCCGCCUGGCCUGGCUGACCUGGCUGGAGGCUUCGGAGGAGGAAUCGGAGGAUUUCCGGGGUUAGGCGCACUUGGGAACAUAUUUGGCGGUGGUGCUGGUGGAAUGCCGGAUAUGACCCAGAUGCAGCAGAUGAUGCAGCAGAUGGGAGGAGGCGGGAUGGCGAACAUGAUGAGAAACAUGAUGGGCGGGGGUGGUACCGCGCCGCUGUAACAUCGAUCAGCAGUCCCAGAAAUGCACGUGCGAGAACACGAGCUGCCAAUUGUGCUGGCAGACAGGGGGUGCAUGUAAGCCGACGCCGCCAAAUCAAUGUACUGAGUGCGU
Molecule: messenger RNA, 2180 nt
Organism: Tilletiaria anomala UBC 951
Lineage: Eukaryota; Fungi; Basidiomycota; Exobasidiomycetes; Georgefischeriales; Tilletiariaceae
Product: signal recognition particle protein
Exons: 3
Coding region: 201-2069 (622 amino acids)
Biological process (GO): SRP-dependent cotranslational protein targeting to membrane; SRP-dependent cotranslational protein targeting to membrane, translocation
Cellular component (GO): signal recognition particle, endoplasmic reticulum targeting; cytosol
Molecular function (GO): 7S RNA binding; GTP binding; GTPase activity
Source: RefSeq, a predicted model, not a curated record